AUGGCGGCGGUCGCGGAGCACACGCACCACCUCCUCCGCAUGUUCCGCCACCCUCGCAGCCAGCAACAAGGGGCCGCCGAACAGCUCCUCGGCGCGUAUCGCGUGACGCUAAACGUGCGAGGGUGGUGGCGCAGCGUCGUGGUCGACGACUACUUCCCCAUCACGGAGGGCGGCAGCUACAUCAAUUGCGCGCAGAGUCGCCGCGAUGUGCGGGAGCUGUGGGUGCCGCUGCUGGAGAAGGUGUACGCUAAGAUGCGUGGCGGCUACUCUAACAUCAUCACUGGCGACCCGCUCAUGGCUCUGCGUGACUUCACUGGUUGGCCGUGCGCCCGCUACGACAUCGCACACUUCAACGACAUUUCUGUAGUGUCGUCCAGCUUCGCGUCGCGACUCAUGGGGUACGACCGGUACGGGUUUCAGGUCAUCCUGCACACGGCCCCCCGCUUCGACCUUGAUGGUGUGAUACGCCAGACCGACGUAGGUAUCUCACGAGCAGAGGUGUCUCUGCCUUCAGCGGCGGGGGCUUCCGGACGCGGCGCGUGCGCUGAUGCAGGCACGGUUCACGGGCUCCUUGCUGGGAUGGUGUACCCCGUCAUGCGCAUCUUGCGGUUUAACGCCAAUUCGUUUGGUGCCGAGCUGACGCUGCUCCAAGUGCGGAAUCCGUGGGGAGACGCAGCGGGGUGGAAAGGAAAGUGGCGGUGUGGUAGUCCCCUCUGGGAGCAGUGCCCGAAGGUUGCCACGGCAUGUCACAUGCAGGAGUGCCUACAUCGAGACGGCAGUGGCGGCAUGACGCCGUCAAAGAGCGAUCUCCGAGACAGAUCAGCGGCACCGGCGGCGCCGCAGACAGCCACCACGGCUUCUGGCGCUACCACUACCGCGUGCGCCUGUCGCCGCAACCAGUACAUCUGGGUAGAGUGGUCAGAGGUGUACCAGCACUUCUCCGGGUGUGGCGUCAUGUUCCGGCUCCCCCUUCACCACGACUAUCGCGUAAAAGGAGUGUUCGACACCACCUGCCCAUCUGUGUGCGUGCGGGUGUCGGUCGCGGCGCGCACCUUCAUGGGUGCCAUGCUCUCUAUGAGCGACACAGUCGGGGACAGAUCCUUGGCGGCGACAGACACGGAGGACGCCAGCACAUACCCGCCCAUCAUGCUCACGCUGGCGCGAGAGGAAGCUGGCGUGCUCCAGGUCGUGCGCAACUCGCAGACCGACCCUGACAAUCCGACAACGCGCUUUACCUUUAUGCAAGCGCUCGACGCGAGUCUCUUCUACCCACUGACACCGGAGGACUCGCCAUACUGGCUGAUCCCUCGGGUCCUCGCACCCCAGCUGCCCAACGCUGCUGCCGCUGCUGAUGGCGGCGCGAAUGUCCCGGCACCGCAUCCUCCACGGCUGCCGUAUGUGCUUGGUCUCUUCCAAGAAAAACCAGCAGGAGAAAACGGGUGGCGAGCCGAAUUCUACCAUCUGCCGCCGACAUCCGGAGCCUUUCGGAACCGCAUGUCGUUUUCUCUGGGCAGCGACGUGCAGUCGGUGGCGACCAUCUUCCAGGCCAAGGCACCUCACGCGGCCUUCCCAAAAACUUACAUGCACACGGAAGUGUCAGAGCGGGAAGCAACACCGGUGGACGAGUUUGGUCAUGUUGCUCAGGCGUGA
Leishmania mexicana MHOM/GT/2001/U1103 is the source of this 1650-nucleotide messenger RNA. RefSeq names its product putative calpain-like cysteine peptidase. Gene Ontology annotation, molecular function: calcium-dependent cysteine-type endopeptidase activity. Gene Ontology annotation, biological process: proteolysis. Bases 1 to 1650 code for a protein of 549 amino acids. The record is from RefSeq and is a predicted model, not a curated record. NCBI's taxonomy places the organism in Eukaryota, Euglenozoa, Kinetoplastea, Trypanosomatida, Trypanosomatidae. The transcript has a single exon.